This is a messenger RNA of Saccharomyces mikatae IFO 1815, 594 nucleotides long. It is a transcript of the gene ATG31, whose product is annotated as Atg31p. The record is from RefSeq and is a predicted model, not a curated record. Lineage: Eukaryota; Fungi; Ascomycota; Saccharomycetes; Saccharomycetales; Saccharomycetaceae. The transcript has a single exon. Bases 1 to 594 code for a protein of 197 amino acids. Gene Ontology annotation, cellular component: phagophore assembly site. Gene Ontology annotation, biological process: autophagy.
AUGAACGUCACUGUUACUGUUUAUGAUAAGAAUGUCAAGCACAAAUUAGAAGAAAAUGACAAGAAUAAUAAGGGUCUCAGCAAAAAUGAUCAAUCAGUAUACAAUAAUGAAUCAAAGGGGGGUGACGGAAGUGACUAUGCAAUGUUUCCCACUAAUAUUAGGUACAUAUUUGAAGAUAAUGAUGAUGAAGUCGUGAACUCGAGUGACGCUGCUUUAACGGCAGGUAUAGACAAGACUGAGGAUGAACUUGAAAAUGUUAUAAUUAUCCAGUUGGAUGAAUCAGGGUCUCUUGAAGAUAUAACGCUGAUCAGUGAUCAAUAUGAGCUCUUGUCACACAGGACAAAUAGUCUCAGCUUGGAAGAAAAUAAAAUGAGAACAAAUGGCUCACAUGGUGAUGUUUACAAAUCAAAUGAUGAUGGAGAAGGACUCGGCGUUGGUGGUGAUAAGUUCGGAAUGGAUAUGGACAUAGAACUGGACGUGAUUUCUCAAUUUUGCGACUUAUCUCCUUUACUUGGCGAAAUAAGUCUGGAUGACUUAAUUAAGCUUUAUGUCACACAGAAUGAUCAAUUACAAAUGAUUUCCAAUUCCAUAUGA